UGGUCUCAGCACUCAGCUCCUCCAGGCCUCCCUGCUCCACUAGCCUCCGACCCCUGGGGAGUGCAGGCAAUGUCCAUGGGCAUGGGGAUGGCAGACGGAGGUGAGGUGGCCCCUGGGGCCCCCAAGCCCACCCACAUUGAGGUGCACGUCCACCAGGAGCCUGUGCUGAACCUGAGCUUCCUGCUGCGCUCUUCUGCCCCCGAUGCCGCCCCCCACACCCCGGGCAGCAGACGGGUGCUGGUGGCCUCCUGGGUGGUGCAGAUCGUGCUGGGGCUGCUGAGCGGGUUACUAGGAGGAUUGGGCUGCAUCACAUUCUACAAUAACUGGUCUCUCACGAGGGUGUGUGCCACUGGCAUCUGGACAGGAGUUGUGGCUGUGCUGGCUGGAGUCGCUGUCUUCAUUUAUGAGAAAAGGGGUGGCACCUGCUGGGCCCUGCUGAGGACCCUGCUAGCCCUGGCAGCUUUCGCCACAGCCAUUGCAGCCAUCUCCACUGGGGCAUAUUAUUUCCAGGGAGUAUUCUACGAGUUCAUGGAUGAACUCUGUGAUAGCACCCCCUCCUGGAGGACCCCCCUGCCCACCAGCACUCCCGAAGAAGCCAGCAGGCUGCACCGGUGCCUGUCCUACCUGCACAUGGCCACAGCCCUGUCCCUGGGCCUUCAGGCCAUGCUGUUGAGUAUCUGGGUUCUGCUGCUUCUAACAUCUCUGGCCCCCCUGUUUCUGUACUGCUGGAGAAGACGCCAACCCAAGGAGGAAAAAGACCAAAAGCCACUGCUGGGAGUGAGUCCAAUCUAGCCCUGCCUCUCCUGAGUACUCACGCCUGGAGCUCCC
Miniopterus natalensis is the source of this 828-nucleotide messenger RNA. RefSeq names its product transmembrane protein 176A (gene TMEM176A). Gene Ontology annotation, cellular component: membrane. The record is from RefSeq and is a predicted model, not a curated record. NCBI's taxonomy places the organism in Eukaryota, Metazoa, Chordata, Mammalia, Chiroptera, Miniopteridae.